This is a messenger RNA of Actinia tenebrosa (Australian red waratah sea anemone), 1420 nucleotides long. Its product is annotated as transformer-2 protein homolog beta. NCBI's taxonomy places the organism in Eukaryota, Metazoa, Cnidaria, Anthozoa, Actiniaria, Actiniidae. The record is from RefSeq and is a predicted model, not a curated record. Gene Ontology annotation, molecular function: RNA binding.
GUUUCGUCGAGGAGAAGAUAACAAAGUGAAUAGUGUCGUUGUUUGUGAUAAGGAAGGUCUUUAGACGCGUCUCAAACCAACAUGAGUGAUUCAAACCAUCACAGCGCUGCCGACGAAAGGGAAGAGAGUCCAGCCAAAAGUGAAGAGCAUUCAAGGUCUCGAUCUGCUUCACGAUCAAGGUCUAGAUCCAGGUCCGGCUCUUCCAGGCGCUCCUCCAGGUCACGCUCACGCUCCAGAUCAAAGCAUUCUAGAUCUUACUCCAGAAGUCGCUCCAGGUCUCGUUCUCACAGCCAUACGAAGAGUUCAAGGUCAAGAGAGAGGAAGCGUUACAGAUCUUACUCACGUUCUCGCUCACCAAGCCCUUAUUACAAGAGAAGGGACCAUUCAAGAUCACCUUUGUCAGACAGAAAAAGGCAUCAAGGAAACAGGGAAGAACCACAGCCUAGCAGGUGUCUUGGUAUUUUUGGCCUGAGUCUUUACACUACAGAGAGAGAUUUGAAGCCAAUAUUUGAAAAGUAUGGACCAAUAGAAGACAUAAACAUUGUGUAUGAUCACCAGACUGGUCGCUCAAGAGGUUUUGGAUUUGUCUACUAUGAGUAUACAGAAGAUGCAGAAAUGGCUAAGGAAAGAACAUCUGGCAUUGAACUUGAUGGCAGGAGGAUAAGAGUGGAUUUCUCUAUCACCAAGAGAGCACAUACUCCUACACCAGGAAUCUACAUGGGAAAACCAUCACAGCAUCGUGAUUACAAACGUAGGCGAGAUGACUACAGAGAUGACUACAGGGACCGUGACGACUACUAUCGUGAGCGCAGCAGCGAUCGCUAUGAGAAAAGAUAUCGUUCAAGAUCUCGUUCAUACUCUCCAAGACGCUACUGAGUGAUUGCAGCUGUUAGACAGUAAAGUGGUCUUCUUUGCUCUAGAUAGAUUAGGACUAUCAACUGUAGCUUUGGCACAGUUAUUGACAAAACUAAAAAGUUUGGCUCACCGUUGAUUUAAUUUUUAAGAAUGCUAAUUUUAGUAAGUCUACAAUAUUGCGUUUUGGUUAAGCUUGUCGAUUAGAAUAUGUAUAACCUUUAAAACAAAUUAACUGCCCCAAAAAACAAUUAGAGAUAGGCCGUCCAGUCCGUUUCAUUUCUGGUUCCAUCCAUCCGUUCCAUCCAUUUCUUUUUAUUUCAAUACCUGUGUAAGCAGACCUUAGUAGUGUACUUAAUUUUGAUUUGCCUAAGGAUCAACUUGAAAAUAACUUUUGAAACUGGGGAAGUAGUUCUGAAUCUAGUUAAUAGUUUUACCUCUUUUUCGCUUUUGCAUACAGGUAUAAUGCAAAAUAUGAAGAUAAUAAAGUGAAGAAUAUGAAGAAUAGUUGAAGAAUGGGUUUAAUCAAGUAUUUCAAGAAAGAAGAUAAAAAUUGUUAAACUAAAAA